Epinephelus fuscoguttatus (brown-marbled grouper) is the source of this 6961-nucleotide messenger RNA. It is a transcript of the gene rasgrf2a, whose product is annotated as Ras protein-specific guanine nucleotide-releasing factor 2a. Lineage: Eukaryota; Metazoa; Chordata; Actinopteri; Perciformes; Serranidae. The transcript is spliced from 28 exons. Gene Ontology annotation, biological process: Ras protein signal transduction; positive regulation of GTPase activity. Gene Ontology annotation, cellular component: plasma membrane. The coding region runs from base 435 to 4364 and encodes 1309 amino acids. Gene Ontology annotation, molecular function: protein binding; guanyl-nucleotide exchange factor activity. The record is from RefSeq and is a predicted model, not a curated record.
GCGGCAGCAGCGACCUGUCUCUUUAAGUUGGUGUCAAAGCGGAUUAUUGCUGAUCUCCGUCGUGAUUCGGUUUCCACCGUCUGUUCCCUCCGUCUAUUUCUGUUCCGCCGGGACGGUAAGCUCUGCUCGGGCUCAGAGGAACGGGCUCCGGUAACUCCUGCUCUAAAGUUUGGAGCAUGGCAGCUUCGUGAAGUGUCUCCCGCGGUGCUGCUCGGUGUGAAGCCCGCGGUGAAGCUCCGGUGAGCCGGUGAGUGAUGCGCGCUGCGCCGCGGACUCUCCAACUUUUCCUGCCAUGGUAAGCCUGGAUUACUCUCCUCUGCUAACGGACAUCUUUACCGCGUCUCUGCGCUCAUAGCGGCCGUGACUCACUCCCGGGAGGUGUGAUGUGACGCCCCGGUGACUCUUCUCAGUUGGCACCGGAUUAAAAGCAUAAAAUGCAGAAGGGCGUGCGGUACAACGAGGGCCACGCGCUCUAUCUGUCGGUGGUGGCGCGUAAAGAGGGCUCCAGGCGCGGCUUCCUGAGCAAGAAGACCACGGAGAACAGCCGCUGGACCGAGAAGUACUUCGCGCUCUACCAGAACGUGCUCUUCUACUUCGAGAACGACCAGAGCACGAGGCCCUCUGGGAUCUACCUGCUGGAGGGAUGCACGUGCGAGCGCGCACCUGCGCCCAAAGUCUCCGCCAUCAGCAAGGAGCCCAUGGAGAAACAGCAGCACUACUUCCUGGUGAUUUUUGGCCACGAUGGACAGAAACCUCUGGAGCUGCGGACAGAGGAAGAGUCCGACUGUAACGAGUGGGUGGAGUGCAUCCAACAGGCCAGUUACUCUGACAUCAUCAUCGAGCGGGAGAUCCUGAUGCAGAAGUACAUCCACCUGGUCCAGAUCAUGGAGACGGAGAAGAUCGCAGCCAAUCAGCUCCGCACCCAGCUGGAGGACCAGGACACCGAGAUCGAGAGGCUUAAAGCCGAAAUUGUUGUGUUGAAUAAAACCAAGGAGAGGAUGCUGCCGUACCAGAACAACCAGGAGGAGGAGGACCCAGAUAUUAAAAAGAUCAAAAAGGUGCAGAGCUUCAUGCGCGGCUGGCUGUGCCGCAGGAAGUGGAAGAUCAUCGUCCAGGACUACAUCUGUUCCCCUCACGCCGAGAGCAUGAGGAAGAGGAACCAGAUCGUCUUCAACAUGGUGGAGGCCGAGACGGAGUACGUCCACCAGCUCUCCAUCCUGGUCAACUGUUUCCUGCGGCCGCUGCGCAUGGCCGCCAGCUCCAAGAAGCCUCCCAUCAGCCACGAUGACGUCAGCAGCAUCUUUCUCAACAGUGAGACGAUCAUGUUUCUGCACGAGAUCUUCCAUCAGGGACUGAAAGCUCGGAUCGCCAACUGGCCCACUCUGGUUCUGGCGGACCUGUUUGACAUCCUGCUGCCGAUGCUCAACAUCUACCAGGAGUUUGUGCGUAACCAUCAGUACAGUCUGCAGGUCCUAGCCAACUGUAAGCAGAACAGAGACUUUGACAAGCUGCUCAAACAGUACGAGUCCAACGCUGCGUGUGAGGGACGGAUGCUGGAGACGUUCCUCACAUAUCCCAUGUUCCAGAUUCCUCGAUACAUCAUCACCCUCCACGAGCUGCUGGCUCACACACCUCAUGAACACGUGGAGCGGAAAAGUCUGGAGUUUGCCAAAUCCAAACUGGAGGAGCUGUCGAAGAUGAUGCACGAUGAAGUGAGCGACACGGAGAACAUCAGGAAGAACCUGGCCAUAGAGAGGAUGAUCGUAGAGGGCUGUGACAUCCUGUUAGACACCAGUCAGACCUUCGUCAGACAGGGCUCCCUCAUCCAGCUGCCGUCCAGCAGCGAGCGCGGGAUGCUCAGUAAGGUCCGGCUGGGCUCCCUCUCACUGAGGAAGGAAGGAGAGCGACAGUGUUUCCUGUUCACCAAACACUUCCUGAUCUGCACACGAACAUCUGGAGGAAAGCUUCACCUGCUGAAGCAAGGAGGCACGUUGUCUCUGAUAGAGUGCACUCUCAUCGAAGAACUAGACGCCAGCGAUGAGGACUAUAACGCAGCAGGUCAAGGCUUCAGCCACCUGGAGUUCAAGAUCGUGGUGGAGCCUCCGGACGGUCAGUCCUUCUCUGUCGUCCUCUUGGCGCCGUCUCGUCAAGAAAAGGCCGCCUGGACCAGUGACAUCAGCCAGUGCAUCGAUAACAUCCGAUGUAACGGCCUGAUGACCAGCGUGUUUGAGGAGAACUCCAAAGUUUCGGUGCCGCACAUGAUCAAAUCUGACGCCCGACUGCACAAAGACGACGUCGACAUCUGCUUCAGCAAGACGCUCAACUCCUGCAAGGUCCCUCAGAUCCGAUACGCCAGCGUGGAGCGGCUCCUGGAGCGACUGACGGACCUGCGGUUCCUCUCCAUAGACUUCCUCAACACCUUCCUUCACACGUACAGGAUCUUCACCACAGCGGCCGUGGUCAUCGACAAGCUGGCCGACAUCUACAAGAAGCCGUUUACCUCCAUACCUGUCAGGAUCGAGCAACACUCAUGUGAUCGUUUGUCCAUCAUGUCCCUCUGUCCUGACUACAGUCUGAAGAUCACACAGCUCGCCCUGGACCAGUCCAAGUCUCUGGAGCUCUUCUUUGCCACCAACCAGGGCUCGUGGGGGACGGACCCCCUGAACAACAAGUCCCCGAGGCUGUGCCGCAAAUUCUCCUCUCCUCCGCCUCUCACCAUCCCCUCUCGCACCUCCUCGCCCGUCCACAGCCGCAAGCUUUCCCUCAGUUCCCCCGUCAGUGGGAAAGCUGGAGCCUUGGAUCUGUCCACCACCCCCACCUCCUCCGCAGCCAACUCCCCCACCUCCAGUCACAGCCCCUCCAUCUCCUCUCCUCCUCCCAACUCAACCAGGCCCCCCUCUGGCUUUUCCUCCCCUCCGCCCACCGCCACGCGCUCUCCCAGCCUCCCCCAGGCCUCCGGGAUGUCCUCGCCGCCCCCCUUCUCCACCAAGGCCCCUCUGGACCUCAGCCGCGGUCCCAGCUCCCCAGAGCUGAGCCCAGCUGCAGGGGAGGACGUCAGCGGAGAGCUGCCUCGCAUCGACGCCUUCUGUGGGAAGCUGAGGCGCAGCAUCCGCAGGGCUGUCCUGGAGUCAGUUUCUCUGGACAAGUUUCUCCCUGAGUCACCGUCCAGCAGCGAGCCGGGCGACAUGUCUCCCUGUCGCUCACCUUCAACGCCGAGGCAUCUCCGCUACAGACAGUCAGGAGUCACAUCAGGGGACAACUCUCGCUGCACGAUGUCACCCGCCUCAGCGUUCGCGAUCGCCACUGCUGCUGCCGGGCACAGCAGCUCCCAGGGUUUUACUAACUCUGAGAAAGUCUGUGACAAAGAAUUCAUCAUCCGGCGAGCGGCCACCAACAGAGUCCUGAACGUGCUGCGACACUGGGUGUCCAAACACUCCCAGGACUUUGAGAUGAACAGUGAGCUGAAGACGGGGGUGAUCUGUCUGCUGGAGGAGGUGCUACGUGACCCAGACCUGCUGCCUCAGGAGAGGAAAGCCACGUCCAACAUAUUAAGUGCCCUUUCUCAAGAAGAACAAGAUGAUGCUCAGCUGAAGAUAGAGGACAUCUUACAGAUGGCGGAGAGUCCGAAGGCCGAGUGUUUCGAGUCUCUGUCGGCCAUGGAGCUGGCAGAACAGAUCACACUGCUGGAUCACAUCGUGUUCAGGAGUAUUCCCUACGAGGAGUUCCUCGGUCAGGGCUGGAUGAAGGUCGACAAGACGGAGAGGACUCCGUACAUCAUGAAGACCAGCCAACAUUUUAAUGACAUGAGUAACCUGGUGGCGUCUCAGAUCAUGACUCACACUGACGUGGGCUCCAGGGCCAGCUCCAUAGAGAAGUGGCUGGCGGUGGCUGAUAUCUGUCGCUGUCUCAACAACUACAACGGCGUGCUGGAGAUCACCUCUGCUCUCAACCGCAGCGCCAUCUACAGGCUGAAGAAGACCUGGGCAAAAGUCUGCAAACAGACGAAGGCGCUCAUGGACCGGCUGCAGAAGACGGUGUCCUCAGAGGGGAGGUUCAAGAAUCUCAGAGAGACACUGAAAAACUGUAACCCUCCAUGUGUCCCGUACCUGGGCAUGUACCUCACUGACCUGGCUUUCAUCGAGGAGGGAACACCCAACUUCACGGAGGAGGGCCUGGUUAACUUCUCCAAGAUGAGGAUGAUUUGUCAUAUCAUCCGAGAGAUUCGUCAGUUCCAGCAAGCACCUUACAGGAUAGAGCACCAACCCAAGGUGACUCAGUUCCUCCUGGAUAAGACACUAGUGAUGGAUGAAGAUACCCUGUAUGAGCUCUCACUGAAGAUCGAACCCCGAGUACCACCUGGCUAACUAUACCCUUAUCUCACACACACAUUCACAUAAAUGUGAUCUACACACAGUAUUUUCCAUCGUAAAAAUCAACCAUGAAUCAACACAACUUGAGACUCUUCCUCAGUAAAGCAGGGGUUGUUUCAUCAAACACCACCGGGUAUUGUGCUUAGGACACUCAGGAGAAAAUGUGCCUUGUUGUAUGAACAUUAAAUGUGUAUAUUUAGUGAACAGAAUGAACUGUAUAACAGACACGACUCUGCCAUACAAUCGUACAGUGAUGACUGUGGAAACAACCAUGUUAGCUUCUAUACAACGUAACCUGUUGCUGCUAUCACGUUGUAAACAAUCUGCCUCUGUAGUUAAAUAAACACUGUCAGAUGAGUUUUAUAUGACUGUACAAUCAGGGCCGGAUUCACCUGUCUGGGGUCACCAGGGGCCUCUUUGGGCCCCAGGUUUACUGUGUGGUGAAACCCAAAUUAAUAAAGAAAUAGUCAUCCCCGGAGCACUCUAUGCUGAAAUAACCUCACAGGCCAGCUUUCUUGGCAGUGUCAGCUGAUGUUAUGAAGAGCUUAAAACUAGAUUUUCACUCCAAGAACGUUGUCAACACGAGAUCAGGUGGUCAGGUAUUUUAAGGGCCCUAUCACAUUGGUUAAUAUUGAGCUUUAAGGCCCAGACACACCCAACCGACUUCAGAGAACUAGCAGCGAUGAAAGGUCCCUUUUGCGUCGCCUCAUGUUGCCUGUGCGUUAGUCAAAAAGUUGAACAUAAACACACCACCAAGACAUCAACUGAUGGCCAACAAGCUUGUACGUUCUGUACCUGUAUGAGAGGAAACCAGAAGACCAUCUUGACGCAAGUUAGCCAGUAAGUACAUUAACAGAACAAUCCAGUGUUGAGAACAGAGCAUAUUUACUGUGCGAACAAUAACACAAACCAUCAGGAAAUGUUUUUGCUCAAGAGCUCGACGACUAAAGAAAAAUAAUCGUACCUUAUGAAAUGGUUUCAGUCUCUUCCCUCUUGACUGAGGCUGCUCUCAGCCCUAGAGUGGUCUCCUCUGGUCUGAAUCAGGGACUCAUGUUGUUCCAAAGUUGUAUAAUUGCCUAUAGUUGGUUGGUGUUCUCACGGCAGCAUUUACAAGAGGACCAGAUCAAAUGCCUUGUGUGAGAAAGCUGCUCUUGAUUGGUCAGAAUUUCCAUGUGGGAAAAAUCCAGGAAGUAAAGCAAACGUUGAAGAAGAGUACACUUGCAAGAUAAAUGUGACACUUUCUAAUGUCACAAUGGAGGGACAACUACGCAGGUUGAUUUUAGCGCUGCUCAUCGUGGACUAUAUUGCUGUCAUUGUUCAUUUUAGUCAAAGCAUACAGUUUGAAAACGAGGCAAACGCAGCUCCAACUAGAAAACAAUGUUUUGAUGCAUUGGAUGUGCUGAAUGUGCAUAUUAAGGCAGUACAGGAGGAGGUGCACAUUAAUAAUCCUCCAGGACUGUAACAUGCUCAUGUUUAACCCAAACAAUGUGUCACUUAGGGGGCAAACCAACUUGAGUUUGAUUGAACUGAAACGAACCAAACAGAACAGAUGUGAAAGCGCUCUUGAGCUUUUUGUUUACUUUCCUCACUUUAAUUUCUCUUCUUGUGUGCUGAGCUGAACUGCCAGCUGAAAAAAAUCACAGACGAGGGCGGCAGAUGCUCGCCAACAGCCCAACAUCGACCGACCGUCGGCUUGGUGUGUCAGAGCCUUUAGUUUUUCAUAUACACACAGUGAACCUGAAGCAUUGGGGCCCCUGGGCGAUUUAUGACCCUGUGGAAGUAACCGCUUUGCACGGUUGGUCGUCCAGCCUUGUGUACAAUACGUGUGCAUGAAGACACACUGGGUUUCCUGAAUAGCUGAAGAACAGUUAAAAUAUAUUAUCUACCUUAAAUCUCCUGUUUCGGGGUGGCGAUGAUGCUCACAGGAGCAUUCUUAUAUCUUCACUCAACUGUUAACACAAACAGUUUGUGUUGUUGCAGUUGCUCUUGUAUUGCAUUUGCAUGUUAACUGCAAAAAUCUCUAGACACAUUCCAAAUCUGACAAUAUACGAUAGUUCUCACAAACUUAACAUUUAUUCAUCUUUGUUGACAAUCAAAAGCGUUUCUGCUUCAAAUCACGUCUCCUCAGUUUUGUAACGUUUGUCAUUUUAUACAAAUAAUCUUGUUUUUUGCUCUGAUGUUAAAAAGGUUUCUUACACGCUAAAAGCCCUACUGUUAUAUUUCUUUUACAUUUAUCACUGUUAUUAUUAUUAGCUCCUUGUCAAUGUGAUCUUUUAAUCAUAUUCAUAUUUUAAACCUUGUUGACUGUAUUAGUAGAAUAGUAAUAUCUUUGCACUAUUGAUUUGUAAAGAAUGUCAAAAGAAACUUAUUUAUAGCAUGAAUUAGCAUGAUGUCCCCUCCGUCCCUCAGACUACUGUUAUCAUUAGAGUUACUGUUACUGAGUUUUAUUAUGUUUGUUUGUUUAUUUUGACUCCUGAUGUCAGGAAUCUUUAAAUGCUUAAAUACAUUAGUAUAUGAGACCUUACUGUAUACUUUGAAAUUUCAGCUUUGCUCUUGUAUUUUUCCAGCGUUUCUCUGUGAUGUACAGAUAU